AUGGUGACCGACCAAGGCAGUAGGCAUUCGAUACAAUCUAAGCAACCAGCCUACGUUAAUAAACAACCGCAAAAAAGGCAGCAGAGAUCUUCUGUCGCAUGCCUUUCUUGUAGGAAACGUCAUAUAAAAUGUCCUGGUGGUAACCCUUGCCAAAAAUGUGUUACGAGCAAUGCCAUAUGUGAGUACUUGGAGCCGUCAAAAAAAAUUGUUGUGUCGACAAAGUAUCUGCAACAACUGCAAAAAGACUUGAAUGAUAAAACUGAAGAGAAUAACCGCCUGAAAGCUUUGCUCUUGGAGAGACCAGUGAGUGUACGUGGUAAGGAUAACAGCGAUGAUGACGAGAGGCAUAUAAACAAUGCACCCUCAAGUGACACAUUGGAAGUAUCCAGCGCUCCGGCGGCUCCUAUAUUUGACCUCAUGUCCAAUAGUAACACUGCGUCCGAUAACGAUAACGACGAUGACAACAGCAACAGAAUCACAAAUAAUAGGAGCUAUGAUCAUAGUUUGGAAAAAUACUACAAAAAGGCCAUCAGCAUCUUUAAACAACCAGCUAAUGCUAAUGGCGAAAAUGGCAACGGUGCCAAUGGUCAUGAGGAUGAUGAUGAAGAUGAUGAAGAAAUAUCAACAAAUUUUGCUCAAAGAAGUGGUAGGCUCAUAGAAUCUCACAAUGGAUUCCAUUAUUUUGUUGGAUCUUCUUCAAUGACAUUAUUUGGGUUAGAAAUUCAAUCUUUGGUUACAAAGUAUAUUUCGGUCAAGAAUUUUCGACCUUUGCCAAUAAACACCAAAAACAAGAUUUUAAAUUCAAACCUGAACCCGGCUAUAAGUUCUUUUAUCAAUUCAAACAACUAUCUUUUCUCGUCCUAUAAUUUUUUGAACCCUAUAUCGACUAUUGUCAACUUAAACUCAAUCAACGAUAAUUUAUCUCCAUUGAUGUUUAAGAUAAUUUUGAAAAGCGAUACGGAUGGUAGUAGUGGCCAGGAAGAGGUAAUACAGUUUCAGUUGCCUUCGUAUAAUUACACAAAACUAUUAAUUGACUGCUUUAUAAAUUAUAACGAUGGUUGUUUUUACUUUUUCAACGAAGGCCUGGUUAAAUGUGGCAUUAACAAAUUGUACUUGGAAAAUAAAUGGCUAUACUAUGAUAAUACCAAAAAAGCUUUGGACAAUGAGAAUGAUCCAAUUUUACAAGCUGUUUGGUUUUGCAAAAUUUUGUUAAUUUUAGCAGUAGGUGAAAUGUAUCUGGGUUCCAUCAAUAAUGAAAUGUUGAAGAAUUAUUCUAAUCAGCCAAAAUUGCCCGGUUCAAAAUUUUUUCAAAUGGGUUCUAAAAUUUUUAAUUGUUUGUUCUCAAGUGAAAGAUUAGAAAAUGUGACUAAGAAAGGCGGUAUUGAAGUCCUGUUGUUAUACGCGUUCUUCUUACAGGUGGCUGAUUACACUUUAGCCUCUUAUUUUUACUUCGGUCAAGCCCUAAGGACGUGCUUAAUUCUAGGCUUACAUGUUGAUUCUCAAAGCGACACUCUAUCCAGGUAUGAAAUCGAGCAUCAUAGGAGACUUUGGUGGACAGUUUACAUGUUUGAACGAAUGCUUAGCUCAAAAGCUGGGUUACCAUUAAGUUUCACUGAUUAUACAAUCUCUACAGCACUGCCAGCGGAUAUUGAUGAUGAAACUAUCGAAGAGAAAAAUAGUCACUAUGUUUUCAGAAAGGCAGAAUUGAUUUCUAACUGCGUUACUAUUGUGAAAAUCAAUGCACAAAUUUUGAGCAAAUUAUAUCAAAGGCAACCUGAGACAAACAUCAUAAUUACUUUGAAAGUUGUCAUCAAGCAGUUGUUGGAAUGGAGGAACAAUUUGUCCGAUUCCUUACAGGUGGAUUUUACGCAAAAGGAUGAAGAUUUCAAAAUAUCGAGAUUGUCAACCAAUAUGUUUACGGAAUAUUUUCAAGGAAUAAACUUGGCCGUGAGACCUUUAUUAUUUCAUUUUGCAUCCAUUCAAUUGAAAAGGUUCAAAACGAGCAAUACUUUCGUCAACUUACAAAACUAUUCUGCCACAAUAUCUUCCUUAUUAACAUGUUCUUUGCAUGCUUCUGUGAAUACUAUUAGGUCUCUGUGGAGUUUAUUACAGAAUAGUAUGCUUGCUAUGUUUAGUUAUAUGGACAGAGAGUAUCUUUUUACUUCUUCUUGUACUUUAUUACUAUUCAACACUGCUUUUGGUAUUCAUGAACAAACACUAUAUCAUUUGGAUCAUUCUCUGGAAAUUUUCACACAAAUGAGAAACUUAGGCAACAUUCCAGCAGGCUUAAGAAGAGCACAAUUAUUAACAUUAAUGGCAAAUUUGGAUUUCCACGGCAUAAUGAAUGACUUGAUUACUAAAUAUAACGAUAUUUUGAAAUUUGAUUCUAUGAAUUGUGAAAACGAUAACAUAGUAGAAGAUAGCAAUGAACCCAAAAGAGAAACCGAAAAGUGUAAACCUCACAAAGAUGGCGAUCGCAUUGACCCUUCAAUUAUAGACUGUGAUAAAUCAAACACCAAUACAAAUAUGAUCAAGAACGAAUCUAUAUCGAACAUUGUUAGCAUACUUCCGGAAGGCGCGAAACCAACGCUGACUGAUUAUAGUAAUGGUAAUAAUGAUGUUAAUGAUAUUAACGUCAAUAACUCGGAACCUUCUACUUUUUUUGAUAUCAUAACUGCGAGCUUGGAAAAUUCAUACCAAACCACGCUAACUGAAAAGGGCUCUCAGGUGAUGGAAAAAAACAUGGAUCAGUUGGAUUCCGUUCAUAAUCUAAAUGAUGACGAUUUACAACAAUUGUUGGAGGAUUUAGGCAAUAUUGAUCAUUCCGAUGAAAAACUUUGGAAGGAAAUCACUGAUCAAGCAAUGUGGCUGGGAAAUACUAUGGAUCCAACUGCAGCUGCUGGUAGUGAAAUUGACUUUACUGAUUAUUUAGGACCAUAA
Molecule: messenger RNA, 2940 nt
Organism: Saccharomyces cerevisiae S288C
Lineage: Eukaryota; Fungi; Ascomycota; Saccharomycetes; Saccharomycetales; Saccharomycetaceae
Gene: PUT3
Product: Put3p
Exons: 1
Coding region: 1-2940 (979 amino acids)
Biological process (GO): positive regulation of transcription by RNA polymerase II; regulation of DNA-templated transcription; DNA-templated transcription
Cellular component (GO): nucleus
Molecular function (GO): DNA binding; zinc ion binding; DNA-binding transcription factor activity
Source: RefSeq, marked reviewed